Molecule: messenger RNA, 4377 nt
Organism: Heterocephalus glaber (naked mole-rat)
Lineage: Eukaryota; Metazoa; Chordata; Mammalia; Rodentia; Bathyergidae
Source: RefSeq, a predicted model, not a curated record
GGCCCCACCCUGUGCUCCUGGGGGGGGGCUAUGGUUUAUGGAGAAGGAGUCACAGCCCAUCAUGCUAACAGGGAUUGUGAUUAGAGUCCUCCUGACCCUUGCCUCUGUGGGUGUUGCCAUCUUGUUUGUGUACAGAAGGGUUCACAGAGUUCGACAGGUGCAGCCCACUCCUCAGUACAGGUUCUGGAAGAGAGACAAAAUGAUGUUCUAUGGCCGGAAGAUCAUGAGGAAGAUGAGCACACUCCCCCAUACACUUGUGGGGAACACAGCUACGCCCCGGCAACGGGCCCAGAAGAGGACCAAGAUGCUCUCUUUGGCCAAGAGGAUUUUGCAGUUCAAGAAGGAAUGCCCCAUCCUGCAGCCUAAGGAACCACCACCCUCCCUGCUGGAGGCUGAUCUCACAGAGUUCGAUGUGAGGAAUUCUCACCUGUCAUCAGAAGUUUUGUAUAUGCUGAUAAAUGUUCGGGUCCUGGGCCACUUUGAGAAGCCACUGUUCCUGGAGCUUUGCAAACACAUGGUCUUUGUGUAGCUGCAUGAAGGGGAGUAUAUCUUCCGGCCAGGGGAGCCAGACACCAGCAUCUACGUGGUGCAGGAUGGGCAGCUGGAGGUCUGCCUCCAGGAUGAGGACGGUACCGAGGUGGUGGUCAAGGAGGUUCCGGCAGGAAACAGCGUCCACAGCCUCCUCAGCAUUCUGGGUGUCAUCACGGGUCAUGCCGCACCCUACAAAACAGUCUGCCGAGCAGCCACCCCGUCCACCAUCCUCCGGCUUCCAGCAGUGGCUUUUCAAGGAAUUUUUGAGAACUAUCCCGAGACCCUAGUGAGGGUGGUGCAGAUCAUCAUGGUGUGGCUGCAAAGGGUGACCUUCCUGGCUCUGCACAACUACCUAGGCCUGACGAUAGAGCUCUUCAACCCUGAAAGCCAGGUCAUCCCCCUUGCAUCUGUGGCCAGCGUGGCUGUCAGAUGGGCCAAGAGGCAGACGUCCUGUGGCUCAGAGGAGCAGCUUGAGAGGCCACCAUGGCCCCAGGAGUCCUGUGACUCAGAUUGCAGCAGUAACCGCCCUGCAGCCUCUGGGCCUCUGCUGAAGAGGAGCCAGUCUGUCCCUCUGCCUUCCAUCCACAAUGCGAUCUUGGACGAACUUGGGCAGUCCCAGACAGGUGACCCUGACUCUUUGGCCCUGCAAGAUAAAGAACCCCACCAGGGAGCUACUUCAGACCUGGGGAUGGCAUAUGACCGCGCCAGGGUCCUGCUGCACUCGGAUAAGCACCCUGGGAACUCUGUGGCUGGCAAGACCAAGAAAAGUGUGGUUGUUGCAGAGACCCCCUCUGCUAUCUUCCAUGACUCAGAGAGUCCCUGGGGUCACACUGGCUCCAGUGGGCAGACAGAUGCCAUCUUCGGAGCCGCCGAGGAAGACCUCCUGACCCUGAGGAAGCUGGAUGAUCCAUCCCUGUUGGAGGGACGAGUGACAUUUCUCCAAGUCCCUGUAGGCACUGUGGUGUCAAGACAGGGUGACCAGGAGAGUGAUGAUGUCAACAUCUUGUUCGUGGUCUCAGGGCUACUGCAUGUGUACCAGCGAAAGAGCGACAGCCAGGAGGACACCUGCCUGUUCCUCACGCACCCCAGGGAGAUGGUAGGGCAGCUGGUGGUGCUCACAGGCGAGCCCCUCAUGUUUACCUUCAGGGCCAACAGGGACUGUGGCUUCCUGUCCAUCUCCAAGGCCCUCUUCUACGAAUGCACCAUGCAUUGCCGUACGCUGCCCCACCCUUUCGGGCCACCCUGGGAGAGCGCAGGAAGAACAGCGAGGAGCCUGGACCCUGCUUUCUGUGCAGCCUGCUCUCUGCGUCUGCCUGUGCCCUGCACGCUCAUGAUCAUGCGGAAGCAGCCGGCCUUUGUCCUGGGUGUGGCGCACACUGUCAUGAAGAGGAUGUCCUUUGUGCGGCAGAUUGACUUUGCCCUGGACUGGAUGGAAGUGGAGGCUGGGCGUGCCAUAUACAGGCAGGGAGACAAGUCCGACUCCACGUACAUCGUCCUCAGUGGCAGGCUACGCUCUGUGAUCCGGAAGGAGGAUGGGAAGAAGCGCCUGGUGGGGGAGUAUGGCCUCAGAGACCUCAUUGGGGUGGUGGAGACACUGACCCAUCAGGCCAGGGUGACCAUGGUGCAUGCUGUGCGGAAUUCGGAGCUAACCAAGCUGCCAGCAGGAGCCCUGACGUCCAUCAAGCGCAGGUAUCCGCAGGUGGUGACUCGAUUGAUUCAUCUCUUGGGUGAGAAGAUCCUAGGCAGCCUCCAGCAGGGACCUGCGACAGGUCACCACCUUGGGCUCUGCGAGGCAGCAAGCAUGUGGGACACGGGGAACAUGGCCAGCAGCCUGUGCACAGUGGCAGCGUUGCCUGUGUCUGAGGACGUGCCGCUCACUGCCUUGGCCCCGGGGCUGUAGCAUGUGCUCAGAGCCAUAGGCCCCGUACUGCUGCUGACCAGUGACGACGUCAGACAGCGCCUUGGCUCUGCGGCUCUGGACAGCACCCCCAGGUACCGACUGGCCAGCUGGCUGGGGCAGCAGGAGGACAUCCACCGGAUCAUGCUCUGCCGGGCAGAUGGCACGCUUACCCCUGGGAACCAGCGCUGCACGCGGCAGGCCCACUGCGUCCCCAUCGUGGGCCUAGGUGAACAGGAGCCCACAGUGGGUGAGCUGGAGUGGAUGCUGCAGAGCACAGCUCUACGUGCCCAGAAGCAGCUGAUCCUGCUGCACAGGGCCGAGGGCCCAGCACCAGUCCGAACUGUGGAGUGGCACAACAUGUGGAGCUGGUGCUCAGGCCACCUGCACCUCUGCUGCCCGUGGCGCAUCUUCCCCUGGAGGAGCUUGCCCAAGCUGAUGGAGAUGUAUGAGCGGGUCUUCCAGCGGCCCCCAGACCUGCACUCAGACCUCUCCCGCCUGGCGUGUGUGCUGACAGGCAACGCUGUCGCUUUGGUCCUUGGAGGAGGGGGAGCAAGGGGCUGUGCCCAGGUGGCCAUUCUCUGAGCCCUGGCAGAGUGUGGCAUCCCUGUGGACAUGGUCGGAGGCACAUCCAUUGGGGCCUUCAUGGGUGCCCUGUAUGCCAAGGAGCGGAACUACAGCCAGACGAGGAUCCGAGCCAAGCAGUGGGCUGAGGACAUGACAUCGAUGGUGAAGGCCAUGCUGGACCUGACCUACCCAAUCACAUCUAUGUUCUCGGGAGCUGGCUUCAACAGCAGCAUCUGCAACAUCUUCAGAGACCAGCACAUUGAGGACCUGUGGCUCCCCUAUUUUGCCAUCACUACCGACAUCACAGCCUCUGCCAUGCGGGUCCACAUGGACGGCUCUCUGUGGAGGUACGUGCGUGCCAGCAUGUCCCUGUCAGGCUAUAUGCCCCCUCUCUGUGACCCCAAGGAUGGACACCUGUUAAUGGAUGGGGGCUACAUCAACAACCUCCCAGCGGAUGUGGCCAGAUCCCUGGGGGCAAAGGUGGUGAUCGCCAUUGAUGUGGGCAGCCGGGCCAAGAUGGACCUCACCACCUAGGGCGAUACACUGUCCUGGUGGUGGCUGCUGUGGAAAUGCUCGAAUCCCUUGCCUACGAAAGGGAAGGGAGGAGUGCAGGUGUUGAACAUGGCUGAGAUUCAGACCUGCCUGGCCUACGUGUGCUGCAUCCGGCAGCUGGAAGUGGUGAAGAACAGUGACUACUGUGAGUACUUGCGGCCCUCUAUCGACAACUACUGUACCCUGGACUUCGGCAAGUUCAACGAGAUCUGCGAAGUGGGUUACCAGCAUGGGCGGACUGUGUUCGACAUCUGUGUUCGGAGUGGCAUUGUGGAGAAGGUGCUGCAGGACCAGCAGGGGACGAGCAAGCAGAAGGCCAGCACGGUGAGGGGGUGCCCCAAUGCCUCCUCCACGGGCCUUGCUGAGAUGGUGUCACUCAUCGAGCCUGCCAAGGCAACUGUAGUGGAGGAUGAAUCUGACUACCAGACUGAGUGUGAGGAAGAGCUGCCAGAUGUCCCCAAGUACGCGUAUGCUGACUUCCAGAGUACCCAGGUUGAGCGUGGCUCAGACUCGCAUGGGCACCCCGGCCGGCCGUCCUCGGAACCAACCCAGAACUCCUUGUCCUCCGGGCUCCCUGACCGAGACACGCAGAAGCCUUUGCUCCGAGGUCUCCCAGAAUCUCUCAUCCCCGCAGCAGGCAGGGUGCUGAGCAGAGGCUCUGCCUGCUCCUGAGGGCCCCUUUCCUGGGGCUUCUGCCAUCUCUUCUAGGGCCCUUCGAGCUUCUGGGAGGCCUGGCUGGCUCUCUGCACUGGCACCGCAGGUCCCCCUGAAGCCUCUGUGAGGUGCAGGAGCCCCGGCUGGAUGUUAAUAAAGGCAAAUCUGAUUGUGAA